GAUUGUGGCAUUUGGAGUUCGCGGGAAAUCCAUUCCUGCUGGGCUUCUUUACUGAACGCACUCAGCGUUCUCCUCCAGCACCCCAAGCAGCGUACGGAGGUGUGAACUCCGCCAACCGACAGCCACCGCCAACUCCGCCUCCGCCGGAGGUCCAUCUCUUCCCUCAUUCGUCGCCUCCGCCAGCCGACAUCCUCUCCUCAUGGCCGCAACCUCGGCCACCGCCGCGCGCGCGCGCCGCGCAAACCUCCGCGCAGUCAGCGCCGCCCUCCCGCUGGUGCUCUCUCUGCUGCUCCUCCACUCCCCCCGCUCCGCUUGCGCGAAGGGCACUCCGCCUCCGCCUCCGCCUUCGCUCUCGUCGCUCUUCCCGUUCUUCAGCUUCGGGUCCAUCACCGGCGGAAGCCUCCAUUUCGCCAGCCCGCCACCUCCGCGUUCCCGCAGCCCUCCGCCACCCCCUCUCCGCCGCCGCCCUCUCCCCCGCCGCCUUCCACGCCCCCGCCCUCUCCGCCUCCCCCGUCUCCACAGCAGAACCCCGCCAAGUGCAACCCAUCGUCGCUCGCUGCCAGUGGGUUCACCUCUUCGAAGGUCCUCGCGCCGGGGUUCACGUACCAUUGGCGCGCCUCGUCAGGCUCGGUGGUUCAGAUGGCUCUCGAAGCCGACUCGGCCCGAGCCAAGAGCUGGUUCGGCGUCGGGUGGACCGACGGCGGAAACGGCGGCAAAACCGACGCGGUUUUCGCGAACGUCGCGAACGGCGGCGUGAAGUCCUUCACGACGUCGACCGUCAUCACGCCGCAAAAGCAUGGCGACCCCGCGCCGGUCACUAUCAUGUCGGAAACGAACACGCUCAACAUCGGCAGCGCCGGCUCCGUCGGGUUCGGCGACAGCACGAUCGCAUUGUUUAGCCGAACCGAGGGGACAGGCUCGGUGACGUUCCAGUCGUCCGGACCUAUGAACGUGGUUUGGUACUACCCGUCCUGGGAAGGCCAGCCGCUUGGAAGCAACCCCAAGCCCGUCGCCUCUGCCCAGGUCGAUUUCUCCUGCAACGGCCAAAUGGCGGGCACCCCCAUUGGCUUCGCACCCGCGCCUUCCCCUACCGAAUCGCCCUCUCCGCCCCCUCCCCCCUCCGUCACGCCCUCUCCCCCGCCUCCCCCCUCGUCCACCACUCCCCCCACCAAGGGCGUGCUGUGCCCCGCGUCAACCUUCUCGGCUAUGAGUACCAGCUGGAGCUGGGGAGUGGCAACUACCUGCUGCACUGGAAGUUUCCAUCCGCCACGGUCCAUCGACUUCCUCCUCGAGGCGCGCUCCAACACCCUCAUCAAGGACUCGUGGCUGGCCGUCGGAUGGUCCAAGAAGAAGGGCAAGAUGAAGGGCGCAGAUGCAGUCAUCGGGAACCUCCCAGGGGUGGGGGCGUUUGUCCUGGGCGGCUAUAAAGCCAAGGACAUCCCAGCAGACCAGCUCCUUCUCCCUGGGAACCACGGCUGUGUCCACCACGACCGAAGGCGGGACGUCCAUCACCUUCAGCCGGACGGUUGGCACAGGGAACGUGCCUCUCAAGCUGAAUACCACCAGCUAUCUCAUCUGGGCAUUUCCGCAGACAAUCACCAAGACGCUCGGUUUUUUCACGGCACGAACCAGGGCGGCUAUGCGGUUGACUUUGCAUGCUACCAAGUGCCUGCGUGCCUCUGGGCAUGCGGUCCCGACUACGCCGACGACUCAGACGCCGACAAGUACUACAGUAGAAGCGUCACCGGCUGCUGGGGCUGCUGACGCUGCUGGAAUCACUGCCACCGCUCUUCCUGACCAGCCGCAAGGAGGGAGUGCUGCUGGUGCUGGAGCUGGUGUUGGUGACGGUGCCGGUGGUGUUACUGCUGGUAACCGCAGGUCAGGUGUGAGGUUUUAUGAUACGGUUAGUGGUGGCCGGGAUGACAAAUGGAGAGUGGUGGCAGCAGCGGAGCCCUUGAGUCCGUGGCAUUGGGAUGGGUAUAGCUCGAGGCAUUCCUUGUGCCUUGAUAACUGCCAUUUAGUAGAGUUAGAUGAGGGUGUAGAUUAUGGUACGGAUUUCUUUGCUUCGUGCUAUUGCUUGGUUGGUACAUUCAUUCCGAGCAUAUAAAGAACGCUGCUUGAACCAGACUGCAUUCUAGAUGCUGAGCAAAAUGAUGUCCGUAUAUGCAACUUACAAU
Molecule: messenger RNA, 2177 nt
Organism: Closterium sp. NIES-67
Lineage: Eukaryota; Viridiplantae; Streptophyta; Zygnematophyceae; Desmidiales; Closteriaceae
Source: the annotation of a GenBank genome assembly